Messenger RNA from Menidia menidia (Atlantic silverside), 4202 nucleotides. The record is from the annotation of a GenBank genome assembly. NCBI's taxonomy places the organism in Eukaryota, Metazoa, Chordata, Actinopteri, Atheriniformes, Atherinopsidae.
UAAUAAACCGAGACGUGACUCUCCGGGGCGAAUCCCUGCCUACGUCACUGUUGUCCUUUAUAAAUAGGCUGAACAGAGAGUCUGCUCAGACUAAAGCAAAACCGUCUUUUUGACUACAACGACUUUUCAGAAGAAGGAUUACUGGUUUGCCUCCCUUGAAUUUAUCUACCUGCACCGAAUCCUUGGUAUAAGCAAAAUGACUUUGAACAAGGGUGAUAAACUGCGGAAUAUGGACAAGAGGAGGGGAAGCGUGCCGUUUCCCAUGAAUCUACCCAACCUACACAGGAGAAGCAUGCCUGUGGACGACCGGGACCUGCGCACAGCGAUGCCACAGACAGGACAACCCGAAGAGCUGUCCAACCUAUUGCGCUGCAUGUCCUAUUCCCCCAGCGAGCAGCACCGGGGCAGCUGCGCAUCGGACUCUUCCGACUCUGUCAUCUCAACGGGCAGUGAAACAGACUCCCAGGUGUACAAGGUGGUUCUGCUCGGCGAGCACGGCGUCGGCAAGUCAAGCCUUGCGCGCGUCUUUGGAGGAGUUGAGGAUGCCGGUCACGACUGCGAAGAAGCAGGAAACACAUACGAUAGAUCUCUUGUGGUAGAUGAAGAGGAAGCUUCCAUCGUAUUGUACGACAUCUGGGAACAGGAUAACAGCCAAUGGCUAAAGGAGCAGUGCAUGAGGAUGGGAGACGCCUACAUCAUUGUGUAUUCAGUCACCGACAAAUCGAGCUUUGAGAAGGCAUCAGAGCUUCGUAUUCAGCUGCGCCGGGCCAGGCAGUCAGAAAACAUUCCCAUAAUCCUUGUGGGCAACAAGAGUGACUUGGUGCGGUCCAGAGAAGUGUCAGUAGACGAAGGAAGUGCGUGUGCUGUGGUAUUCGAUUGCAAGUUCAUCGAGACAUCUGCGUCUCUUCACCACAACGUUCAGGCCCUAUUUGAAGGUAUCGUCAGACAGAUCCGCCUGAGGAAAGACAGCAAGGAGGAGAACGCAAGACGCAUGGCCAACUGCAGGCGUAGAGAGAGCAUCGGGAAGAAGGCUAAACGGUUUCUGGGCCGCAUGGUUGCACGCAAGAACAAGAAGAUGGCUUUCAGGCAGAAAUCAAAGUCCUGUCAUGACCUCACUUUGGCAGUACUUCACACGUUUGCACCAUGUUCUGCGGCAAAUGUUAAAAUUGGGGUUCCUGAAAACUACGAUGGUAUUUUCCCCUGGUAUCUAACUAAGCUCCACAACCUGCCGACUAAUUACAGUGACCUGAUGUUAACGGGAGAUGAUGAGGGCAUAUUUGGAGUCGAUGCCCAGUUUCUGUACGCUAUAAAGCCGCUGGACAGAGAGAAACAGCCCUCUUAUUCUCUGCAGGUGUCCUUCAGACCCUCAAGCGUCCUUCAGAACAUCAGAACUUCGGUGCCUCGUCAGAGCUUCACUGUUGAAGUGUGUGUCAUCGACAAGAAUGACAAUGUGCCCACAUUCAUAGAGGAGAGCAUGAGAGGAAGUGUGCAACUUGGGCUUCUAAAAGGCAUCCCUUUCAUGCAAGUGGAGGCGCUGGAUCGUGAUGAACGCAACACCGCCCACGCUGAGCUGCGGUUCAGCCUGAUGGAGCAGACACCCAGGAUUCCCUCCAGUCAAAUGUUCUUCAUCGACUUCAUCACUGGGGAGGUUUCCCUCACUGAAGAAGGAGCCUCUACUCUGGACCCAGAGAUGUGUGGCCGUUACAAACUCUCAGUGAUGGUGAAGGACAUGGCCGGGAAGGCAAACGCCUUCUUCACCACCGGCCUGGUCACUGUGGAGGUGACCGGAAACACCUGGGCAUCACCCGAUCCUGUGAGACUUCAGGAGAACCUCCCAGGGCCUUACCCCAUACCCAUAUCACAGGUCAAAUGGAGUGGAAGUCAGGCAGAGUACAGUCUGGAAGGGGAAUUUCCAGAGAUGCUGUUCACCAUCAGCAGAGAAGGGGUCAUUUAUCUCAAUGCCCCCCUGGACAGGGAGACACAGGACCAGUUCCAAAUAAGCAUUGUGGUUGAGCGUCCAGAUGGCAGAGAGAUCGCCAAGCCUGUGGAGCUGAGGGUGAUGGUGGGGGAUGCCAACGACAACAGACCCACCUUUCCACAGGCUCAGUACCACACGGUGGUCAAGGAGCUGGCUCCUCGGGGGACAGAAAUCCUGACAGUGCAGGCAGCCGAUAAUGACGAUCCCAAGACAGACAAUGUUAGAAUAUUCUACCGUUUGGUUGGGCAAAUUCCAGAGAGUCCUCGUGCCCUUUUCAGAGUGGACCGGGACUCGGGCGUCAUCUCUGUCCAGGCAGACAGUAUGGAGGGAACAGCCCCACAGUACACCCUCACCAUUACGGCAGAGGAUGCCAAAGGUCUGAACAGCUCCUGCACCGUGGUGGUGACCGUGCAGGAUGAAAACAACAACCCACCAGUCUUCUCGCAACAUGAGUAUGGACCUUUUCACAUCCCUGAGGAUGCUCCAGUGGGAACCACAGUGACAGCCUUGCUGGCAAGAGAUGCAGAUGUUCGAGGCGGAGACAGCUGGCAAGUGAACUACCGUUUGGACUCUGGGAAUGAAGAGGAUGUCUUUACAUUAGCGACAGACACGCAGACCAAUGAAGUCUCACUUGUGCUCUCUAAGGUGUUGGACUUUGAACGUGAGAGCGAGUACAUCCUAGUGCUUAGUGCUCAGAAUCCAGUCGCUCUGGUCCGUGGCCGAUAUGGCCCUGCGUCCUCAGCAACCGUCUCUAUUUACGUUGAUGAUGUGAACGAGGGUCCAAUCCUGUCUCAAAGUCAUUACGAGGUGACUGUGAGGGAGGGGGAGGAACCAGGACGGGUUAUCGCCACUAUCCGAGGUUACGACCCCGAUUCUCACCCCAUAAGAUAUUCACUCCAAGGCGACACUAAGAAAUACUUCUCGAUCGGGAAGUAUUCUGGCGAGCUGAAGACUGUGCAGGCCCUGGACAGAGAAGAGAACAGCACGUACACCAUGGAGUACUUGUGCACGCCUCGGUGGGAGGACCAAGCUCUGGUUCUGGCUUCCAGAGACAGCGAUGGUCCACAACACGGGGGUCGACUCAAUUUCUCCCUCCGGAGCGAUGCCACAGUUCGACGUAACUGGAAGCUAACUCCCAUUAAUGACACUCACACCAACCUUUCUUUAAACAUCCCAUACCUGGCCCCUGAGGUCUACACCGUGCCAUUCACCAUCUCCGACAGCAGCUCUCCUCCCAGGAGCACCUUCAUAAACUUGCCAGUGACAGUUUGUCCCUGCAACGUCAGAGGGAACUGCAAAAUGGCCGCCAAACCAUUGGAAGGCAUGCCAACUAUUCAGUCGGCAGUGGGAACUCUACUGGGCACCUUUACAGUCAUAGGAACCAUCCUCAUUGUUAUAUUUGUGAGACUGUCGUAUCAGAAUCCCAAACAGCCCAGCAAAACUGACCAGGAAUGGGUCCCUCUGAAGACUACUGUCUGAUGUGGAUGAGGAUUAUUUUGUCUCUAUCAUUGUCUGACUAUCUGUAUCAUUAGCAUGUGGCACAGUCUACACAGUCUAGUGUUGUGAAUUUCUAAACUACAAUCAUCAGUCAUUUAAUUAAAGUGCAGGAAACACAUUUUAGUUCGGUCUGGUCUAUGUAGAGUGCUUAGGCCUGUCCCUAGGACAUGAUGUUUGCUCAUGGUAUUGUUUCAGUUUGUCAUUCUUUUUUAUUUUUUAUUAUAAAGCUGUUUAUUCAUUUGGAUUAUUUUUCUUAUCUUUAUCACAGCAUUACUAUGAAAGUAUAAGAAAUCAAUAUAUAUAUAGGUGAAAUGUUUUUUGAUAGUCUCUAAUUUUAUUCUUUAAAUACUAGUUUUUCUGCUGUUUUGACACUGUGUGCACCUGCUAAUCAUUCAUGCUGUAAACACUUGAGAUGUGAGCUAUGAUGUUGCUUCUUUGAGUGCUGAUUGUGUUAUGCUGUAGCAAAAGAUUGUUGGUACAUCAGAAAUCAGAAGAGAACAAUCCUGUAAAUGUUAUCAUAUACUGUCAUUUCACACAUCAGUUGAAUUAAACCAUGCGGAAAGCACCACAUAAAGACCAAAUUUCAUUAAGCUUCUCGUGAAAACGUUUGUUGUGUUAAUUCUUUCUGUAGUGUGUGCUUGUUUGUAAGAUGCAGAUGUGACCAUCUUUGCCCGGGUCGGUGCAUCAUCCUUCUUUACAGCUUCUGUCUUCCACAUAAUAAAGCGAA